This is a messenger RNA of Stereum hirsutum FP-91666 SS1, 816 nucleotides long. RefSeq lists its product as uncharacterized. NCBI's taxonomy places the organism in Eukaryota, Fungi, Basidiomycota, Agaricomycetes, Russulales, Stereaceae. The annotation marks the transcript as partial. The record is from RefSeq and is a predicted model, not a curated record. The transcript is spliced from 5 exons.
GUAUCGCAUGCGAUACGGUCCGAUUUAGAGCGCUGAGAGGUCGAUCGUGCACGCAAGCGAGAACGAUCUCACAGUACACAAUUCACUAUGGGAGUUGGGGACCACGAGAUUGAAAAGGCAGAUUAAAACUGUGAAGCACGACUGGCUGAUCCCUGCCACGGACAUAUUUCCUUUAACACCGUCGUCCACGUUUGUAAGAUGAUCGUUCAUACUGUAUGCAUCACGGUCAGCUGUCCAGCAUAGAGAGCCAGAAUGUACCAGGCGUGGGCCGAGGAAGCGCACGCGCACAGAAGCAACCUGAAGGAUGGAUAAAGCUACGAUCAGUGCUACCGUUCGAAGCAGUACAACCGCGAGACACAGGCAGCACUAAUGCAUCCUCAGGGUUCGCGGGUAAACCUUACCUUACCUUACCUUACCGCACCUCUUCUAAGUCCUGCCGACUGCCCCCGCCAUCGUCAGCAAGCCGUGCAUCCGCCGGACGCCGUUCAAGCCGUCCAAGAAUGAAAAUGAUCAUGUCAAGCCGCAAAUUGGUCACUGCCUCCUCGAGACGGAACUGCCGCGGUGACGACCGUAAAAAAUCCGCUCCAGUGUGAUGGAUGCUCUCGACUCACAAUCCAGAACGAUUGUCUCGUCUCAUUGACAAGAGGAGCUCGAGGAGAGUUACAGGGGCUGACGUUCACAUGCGUGCGUGCGUGCGUGCGUGAGUAUACUUGGCUAGCCUGCAAACCUCUAGUAAAAUAGCUGAGCACAACUCAGUACGACUUUAAUAUUAAUGGCCCCGCUACGGUCAUAUCCACGACCUCAGCCAACCGCGCG